Messenger RNA from Pichia kudriavzevii, 945 nucleotides. RefSeq lists its product as uncharacterized. Bases 1 to 945 code for a protein of 314 amino acids. The transcript has a single exon. The record is from RefSeq and is a predicted model, not a curated record. Lineage: Eukaryota; Fungi; Ascomycota; Pichiomycetes; Pichiales; Pichiaceae.
AUGGUAAAGGACUCAGCGUCUCAAAAAAUCUCAACGGCCGGUGGUUUCAUCGCUGGUGGGUUAGCUGCAUGUGGUGCAGUCACAUUCACAAACCCCAUUGAAUUGGUUAAAACCCGUAUGCAGUUACAAGGCGAAUUGGCUAAAACUAAGGGACCCAAGAUAUACAAGAACCCGUUACAGGCACUGUUUUUGAUAUAUAAAAAUGAAGGUCUGAGAGGUAUUCAAAAAGGUUUGACUUGUGCAUAUAUCUACCAAAUCGGUUUGAACGGUUGUAGAUUGGGUCUAUACGAACCUUGUCGUAACAUUAUCAACCCAAUUUUUUAUCCAAAUGAAGAUCCCCGCCGUGUCCAAAAUAUCCCAAUCAAUAUAUUUGCAGGUGCAUUGUCCGGUAUAGCAGGUGCAAUUAUCGGAUCACCAAUGUACUUGGUCAAAACCAGAAUGCAGUCGUACUCCUCGUCGAUCCAGAUUGGGGAACAAACCCAUUACAAAUCGGUCUGGGAUGGCUUGUGUUCAAUCUACAAGGCCGAAGGUUUUACUGGUCUUUUCCGUGGUGUCGACGCAGCUAUUCUUAGAACCGGUGCAGGUUCAGCUGCUCAAUUGCCUCUCUACAACUUCACCAAACACGAGAUGAUGAAGACUGAUUUCUUUGGAACAGGUGCCUCCCUACACUUGAGCGCAUCAAUUGUUGCUGGUUUGGGUGUUGGUAUUGUCAUGAAUCCCUGGGAUGUCAUUUUGACCAGAGUCUAUAACCAAAAGGGAGACUUAUACAAAGGUCCGAUUGAUUGCUUGCUGAAAACCGUCAAAAGUGAAGGUUUGUUUGCUUUGUAUAAAGGUUUUGGUGCUCAAAUUUUGAGAAUUGGUCCUCAUACAGUCUUGACUUUGAUGUUCAUGGAGCAAACAAUGUCUUUGGUCUACGCUGUCGAAAAGAAAAUCUUGAAGGCUUGA